Zophobas morio is the source of this 707-nucleotide messenger RNA. RefSeq lists its product as uncharacterized. NCBI's taxonomy places the organism in Eukaryota, Metazoa, Arthropoda, Insecta, Coleoptera, Tenebrionidae. The record is from RefSeq and is a predicted model, not a curated record. Bases 99 to 662 code for a protein of 187 amino acids. The transcript is spliced from 4 exons.
ACAAUCCCAAAACCCACAAUAUCACUUCCUGUCCAAGCAAAACCCCCUUUCUCCAACCCCGAGAUUUAUUAACGUCUAUCUGCCCACGCCAAUGCAUAAUGCAUCCACUUAUUCGUCGGAAGUCGAUGGGAAAUUGUGAAGUCACACACGAAAACGCGAUCGCUGCGCGUCAAAAGAUCUUGACGAAAAUGAAGUCGACUUUAUUGCUGUCAGUUUUUUGUGCGACUUUCCUUACCUUUCCGAUAAAAUCUUCGGCGUCUUGGAUUGCACUGGAAAAGGCAAACCGAACCAACGUAAAAAGAUAUGAAAAACAUUGUCUGGGGACGAUUUUUAACAUCGGGCCCAUGGAUAAAGGGGAGGUUAGAAGGAUUGAGGGCAGUUGUGCUCAGGCCACUUGUCUGGACGACAGGAAUAUCAGGUUUUCGGGGUGUCCCUUAGUGGCUCUCAGCGACAGGGUCCACUGCCGUGUCCACCCAGGAGAUCCUUCCAAAGAAUAUCCAGAGUGUUGUUUUGAAGUUCGCUGUAACGAAAACAAUCGCACUAUGCAAGUUUACGGGGGAUUUGUAAACGCCACCGCUGUUGACAUGAGACGUAAGGAGAAACAAGAAAAGGAAGAAAAAAUCGACGAAAAAGAAGACAAAGAAGAGAAAAAACAACAGUAACACCUAAUUUAUAAUAAAGACUUGCUCAAACAUAUUUUAACAAGA